Spinacia oleracea (spinach) is the source of this 1173-nucleotide messenger RNA. RefSeq names its product F-box/kelch-repeat protein At3g23880-like. Gene Ontology annotation, molecular function: protein binding. The coding region runs from base 1 to 1173 and encodes 390 amino acids. The record is from RefSeq and is a predicted model, not a curated record. NCBI's taxonomy places the organism in Eukaryota, Viridiplantae, Streptophyta, Magnoliopsida, Caryophyllales, Amaranthaceae. The transcript has a single exon.
AUGGAGGUCAUGGCGCGAAUGCCGGUAAAAACCCUAUUAAGAUUCAGGUGUGUUUGUAAAACCUGGUGUUCUCUAAUUGAUUCCUCUCCUUUAACUUUAAUGCAUAUUAAGCUUUACAACAACAAUUCUUAUUGGUUCGCCAUUGCGACCCAAAGACGGUCAAGAAGAUCAAAUUUAUUAAACAAAUCUUCCUUGUUAAAUGUCGAUGAUGACCGAAUAAUACCAUAUUCAAUUGUUGGAAAAAGUAACGACUAUAAGUACAAGAUUUGGGGUAGUUGUAAUGGAUUGAUAUUGAUCUCUGAUAAAAUAGGUUUAGGGACGUUGAGAUUGUGGAACCCUUUUAUUAAAAAGGAAUUGCUACUUCCCCCUUUUCUUUCCAAUAAUACCAAAUGCAUGUUCGAUAUGUUUUUUAUGGGAUUCAGCCCUUGUACCAAUGAUUAUAAGGUGGUUGCUUUUCGGAUGUUAGAUGAUUUUAUAAAUGCUAACGAGUUUACAAUAUGGAUUUAUUCACUUAAUGAUCGCCAUUGGAGGAUCAUAUCCAAAUCCAAUAAGAUGGAUGUGCAUGGUUGGAAGUCUUGGAAUUUAAUAAUUCUAAACGACAUUAGAAAUAAUGUAUAUUUUCAAGGGGCUACAUAUUGGAUCGGAUGUGACCAAUAUGAAGGUAUGGUUAGGGAGACUUAUCUUUUCUGGUACGACUUUGAUGUUGAAGAAUUCAGUUUUGUAAAAGUACCUGAAUCUAAAAACCAAAUUGCCCCAAUUAGGGUUGUUUUCAAGCUUGGAGAGUCAUCUUUGGCGCUUUUAGAUGUGUCUUUACAAAGAUUUUGCAUAUGGGUUUUCGAAAAGGAUCUUGGAAAGGAUCCGUGGAGGCUAUGGUUUUCAGCUGAUAUUAAUCUUGUUGUUUGCAACGAAUUUAGGAUGGCUAUAAAUUCAAGGAUUUUCUAUGUUUGCAAAAAUAAUACCAUUUUGAUAGAGAGUUGGGGAAGGAGAGGGAGAAGAUUGUAUUCGUUUAAUUUAACAAGCCAUGAAAUGCAAGAUUUGGGAGACUAUCCAUACGGGGGUUAUGUAUUUGAUACAAAUGUUGAGAGCAUGGUGUUGCACAAAGGAUCCAAUGUUCGAAGGGCAGAAUUUGACAUCCGUCGUAUAACAAGGACUCUAGUGAACAAUAAUAACUGA